Trichomonas vaginalis G3 is the source of this 222-nucleotide messenger RNA. RefSeq lists its product as uncharacterized. The record is from RefSeq and is a predicted model, not a curated record. The coding region runs from base 1 to 222 and encodes 73 amino acids. Lineage: Eukaryota; Parabasalia; Trichomonadida; Trichomonadidae. The transcript has a single exon.
AUGGAUUCUAAAAUCUCUUUAAAGUCUGAAGUUGAUUACUUAGAAGGCCUUGCAAACUAUCUUUCUCUUCAAAUUGUUGAGCAUGGUGGAGAGCUGGAUUUUGAUGUUACAAAACCUCUUUCUUCUGAUCUUCUUCGCCAGGCCAUUGAUAACAUUAAUAAAUUUGUUAAAAAGCCAGAAGAGGAUGAAGAGCAUCCACCAACAAAAGCAAUUAUCGAGUAA